Molecule: messenger RNA, 2585 nt
Organism: Closterium sp. NIES-67
Lineage: Eukaryota; Viridiplantae; Streptophyta; Zygnematophyceae; Desmidiales; Closteriaceae
Source: the annotation of a GenBank genome assembly
UUCUUGGUAACCUCUUUUGCUGUUUUCUCUCCUCGUCCAUUCCCCCCUCGCAGUAUCUCGCUGCCACCCCAAUCUUGCUGCUACGAAUCUCCUCUCACCACGUAACUUUAGUUACUCCACUGGUCCCCACCCCAAACAUCUCAGCCCAACCAAGCAGGCACUCGCCUCCCCAACCAUUUUCACGAAGCGCACAUUCAAUGGAUCCAUCCCAAUUCGCCGGCAUCAGAAUGGACGCCAACACGGCGUUGGGCAGCAACGCCGCCAUGCUAACCGCUAACAUGCGGCGCAAGGGCGACUAUCACAAGCGCGCGGACGGCAAGCAGGCCGUGGUGCGGCUGUCGCCGGCGCUGUUCGCGCUGAUCGAGGGUCUGAAAGAGUGCAUGUCGCUGGCGAGCGGCGGCAUCACGGUCACCAAGAUGGACGUCGUCUCCUUCUUCCUCGAGGCCGCCUACUCCGAGAUCGACCGCCUCUUCGCUCCGCGCCGCGCCAUGCCCGGCUGGAUGGAGCGCGAGACGGCUCUGCGCGGCGCGUGGGAGGCGGAGCUAGAAACCCGGCGCAAGGCGGGCGUCGUGGGCCCGCUGCACCCGCCUCAGCGGCCGUUGCGCUUCGCGCCGUCGUCCGUGAGUCCGUCGAUGGGGCGCGACGGCGUGGCGGACGACACGCUCCCCGUCGCCUACACCACCGUCUUCGCCGCCGAGCGCGCGGCGGGCGCUCUGGGCCCCGUGCAUGGCGGGGAGGUGACACCUGUGGGCCCCACGUCAGGGCUCGGUUCGCGGGGACGGCACAAGUGGGGGCGGAAGAACUGGUACGCAGGAAUGUCUGGCCGCGGCAGUGGCGCGGGGAUGCAUCACGCGGUUGCGGAGUAUGACCCGAGCGGAGCUGGCGCGGGCGGCAUGGUGCCGGCGGCAGCCGUCGGAUCGGAUCUCGUGGUUCAUCCGGGAAUCUCUCUCGAUCCCAGCGCAUCCUUCGGCGCCGCUGCAGGUGCGGUGGGGAUUCACGGCGCGCUGAUAGGCGCUGCGAGCGCGGCGCCAGGCAUCGGCGCGCUUGAUACGCGUCCUGACGCCGUUGGGUAUGCUGCGGGUGCGCCCGCCGGGCAAGGGCGGCAGGGGCGGCGGCAGCUGGCGUGGACGCAGCCGAACGCGGCGCGGAACCGCCACGCGUGGCUGCGCGAGGCGAUGCGCAGCGCGGAGGUGGCGGCGGCGCAGGAGCAACCCAUGGUGUGGGAUAAGGUCGCGCUGAGCGGUGCAGGCGGAGCCGGGGGGGCGGGAGAAAGCGCUGGCGCCGCCCAAGAGGAGCUUCAGGGGAGGUCCGCGGGUGAGGCAGUGGCGGAGCAAGGAGGGGAAGAAGCGGGGGGAAGCCGUCCUGGCGGAAACGGAGAGGGGGAAGCAGAGGGAGAAGGGGCGGAUGGGACAGAGGGGGGGGAGGGAAUGGUGGGGGUGAAAAGGAAGGUGGAGGAGGUGGAGCUGGGGGAGGAGGACGAGCAGGCGCAUAAGAGGCAGGCGCAGCAGCACGAGGGGCAGGAGGAGCUGGCGGUUGAAGGGGGGGGUGGGGCUGGUGACGAUGGGGUGGGGGAAGCAGAGGUCGGAGGGAAUGGGGGGGUGGGAGGUGAUGGGGGCGACGAUAACAGGGGAGGGAAUGGUGAGACGGGCAUUGAGACGGAACAUGAGACUGGCGGUGCUGUGAUUGGAGAAGAGGGGCAGAGGGAGAACGAACCAUAUGCUGAUGACUUUGUCGCUGCUGCCGUUGAGGCGGCGGCAGCUGCUGCAGCUUCUGCUGCUGGGGCUGUUACUGACGGUGCUGCCGCUGAUGCCACCCCUGCUCCUGCCGAUGCUGAUGAGGCUGCUGACCCUGAGCCUGAGGGGCCGGCAGAAGACGCUGCUGCUGCUGCUGCUGCUGCUGCAGAGGCUGCGGAGGCCCCAGAAGGUGGUGCAGCGGAUGUGGCUGAUGCUGCAGCAGGAGUGCUGGGGGAAGAGCCGGCAGUGGGUGAGGACGCAGCACCUGAUGAUGCAGCGCCAGCAGGCGAAGGUGAGGGUCAAGAGUGACAACUCCAUGAUGAUCCUCCAUCGCUGUUGAUGUUCCUAGAGCAUCUCAUUGGCAAGCAAGAGGUAGAAUGCUGGGAAGGUUACGGUUGGGCUUGAAAUCAGGCCCAGGACAUGCAGGGGCCAAUGCCAGUGCUAGCAUUCUGGGGUUUUCUGAUGGUGGUGAAGAGGGCCUGGUGUUAGGGCAUGGGGUUGGGGUUGGGGUUGGGUGGGGUCGGGGUUGAGGUUCAAGAAGGGGCUGCAUCACUGUGAUCGGUGCUGCAAGUGGAUGGCGUGAUAAUGGGGCAGCUGUCAUCUGUGUGGGGGAUGUCAUGGCGAAUUGGCAUGUGUUGAUUUGAUCCAUGUGCAAUUUAGGACCUUAGGAGAUGGGAUGCAUGGGAGUUGUGCAGAAGCUUCGUGAGGGGCAAUUCACGGUGGUACGGUACGUGUGAACACGUCAUCAUGAUUAUUAGACGCCCCAUUGUGUGGGUUAUCAAAAUGAGAGAAGUGAAUGAUGACUAGUGGGAGAGUACAGAUAGAUAUACCUAAGUAUUGUACCCUCUAAGA